Molecule: messenger RNA, 2121 nt
Organism: Ordospora pajunii
Lineage: Eukaryota; Fungi; Microsporidia; Ordosporidae
Product: putative Sec23/Sec24-like protein
Exons: 1
Coding region: 1-2121 (706 amino acids)
Biological process (GO): COPII-coated vesicle cargo loading; endoplasmic reticulum to Golgi vesicle-mediated transport; intracellular protein transport
Cellular component (GO): COPII vesicle coat; endoplasmic reticulum exit site
Molecular function (GO): zinc ion binding; SNARE binding
Source: RefSeq, a predicted model, not a curated record
AUGGACCAGACAGGAAUCAAUUACAAUAAUGGCCAUGAGGUGGAUGAGGAGAUGCAUCCUGGGUUGAUUGUUGAUCAGAGUGGGUAUUACAGAUCCACAGUUACUGCUGUUCCGGAGAAAGACGGCGCUCUGAAGGCUUCUGGGAUUCCAUUUGUUGUGAAUGUCAGCCUGGAGAAUUAUGAGAACAAAAGCGUUCCUUUGUGUGAUGGAGAGAUUGUGCGGUGCGAGUAUUGCAAGUCGUAUUUGAAUCCAUUUGUUGAAAUCAUUCCACCUGGGCUGAAGUGGAAGUGCAAUAUUUGUUUGAAGACGAACGAUCUGACUGUGGCAUUCCAAGUAACAAGCAGAAGCUCAUCAGCAAGUGGGAGUUUAUUUGAUCCCCGUGCAAAUGCGGCAUGCAAUCAAGGCUAUUCGGGCAGGAUCGAGCUGAGAAGCAUGGUGUAUGAACUGGAUGCGCCGCCAAAUUACUCGUUGAGGACGCCGUCUCCGCCACGGAUCUGUUUUCUGAUAGAGGCGACAUUUGAGUGUAUGAAGUACAGGACCGUUGACUCUAUUGUGAGAAGUGUUAUUGAUGGAUUGAAUCCGGAGUCUUUUGAUUCAAGAGCAAGGAUGAUGUUUAUGUUCUUUGAUUCUUCGGUGUAUAUUCUGAGGCAGGAUGGCGAUUUCACGAUUAUCUCUGAUGCAUCUUUUAUUCCGUUCUUUGUUGAUGAUGAGUUCCUAUUUCCGUUGGGGCAUUCUGUGGAUGCAUCAAAGCUGAAUGCAUUCUUCUCAGGCAACAAGUCGACCAGAAACAACUACGGUGAUGCAAUUAGGAUAGCAGAAAGCAUUAUUGGGCCUGCUGGUGGAUGCAUAGUUUCUUUUGUGACGACGCAUCCGAAUAUGGGGCCUGGAGUGGUUGAGCCGGCCCAGAGUGGAUUGAGAUGCAGGUCUGUGUUUUACAAGGAGAUGGCAGCAUUGCUGGCAAAGAAGUCGAUUUCCAUGACACAGUUUCUGUUUCCUCGCCUGGGGAUCGAUCUUCCGACACUGAGUGUGCUCAGCAAGUAUACAGGAGGAAUGUUGUACUACUACCCAAACUUUGACGGUGCAGACCCGAUAUUUGUCACGAAGCUUGCAAACGACCUGGCAUCGCAUCUUGAUCUUGAUAUUGGCAUGUAUGGCAUGUGCAGGAUCCGAGCAAGCUCCUCUGUGUUUAUCAAGGAGUAUUUUGGAUCUUUACACCAUAGAUCAGCAGAUCUGCUUUCGUUUUCAACGUUUUUCCCUCCGCAUUCCUUUAGUUUUGAGGCUGAGCUGACGAAGGAGGACGGAUCAAAGGGAGUGUGCUUCCAGGUUGCAAUGCUCAGAACGCUUAUAACAGGAGAGAGAAGGAUCCGGGUAGUGAACUUCUGUAUUGACAGAACAGCAGCAUCCAUUUACACUGUUGUUGAUUGCUGUGCUAUUGCACAUGCAUUUGGAAUGAAGGCAUUCUUCUUUGAAUCGAAAGAAAGAGGAGGAGGAAUUGAGUACUUGAGCAAGUCUAUCAAGGAGAUAGUGAAGGCAUACAAACAGCAUUCGAACACGACAGUGAUGCUGCCACAGCCUCUUGAGAUGCUGCCCAUGCUUAUUCUGUCCCUUUGCAAGUCGAUUCCUCUGAGGCCUGCAUCAUACACGCCUGUAGAUUAUAAGUCGUAUUACACAUAUCUGAUUAGCAACUCGUAUCCAAAGCUUGUGGAUGUAAUAAUAUAUCCUACGCUCAUUGCAUUGCACAGACUUGAUGUACUGCAGCCAUUGAACCUUACGCUCAGCUGCCUGGAAGCCAAUGGGCUGUAUCUUUUGGAUACGGGCGUUACGAUAUUUUUCUUUGUUGCCAGAGAUUGCGAUCCGUCGCUUCCUGAGCUGCUUUUUGAUUCAUCCAUGGGAUCUGAAAGGUUUAUUUUUGAUCCUGAGCAAAAUGAGUUCAGCGAUGCGGUUAGCCAGAUAGUUAGGAGUUUGAGGAGCAAUAGGUAUCUCACGCCCAGCUAUGUGCUUGUGAGGGAUGACGGAAGAAGUAGCAUAUACAAGGAUAUAUUCUUCACGUAUUUUGUAGAGGACGAGCUGUAUGGGCUUCCGUCGUAUGCUAAGUUUUUGGAGAUGCUGAAGAGCCAAUAA